AACGGGCACUGCUGGAUGCAAACAUACACUGGCAGAAACCGCUUCACUUUUACUUCAGUGCUAAAGCAUCAUUCUGAUCCUUUUCAAUGGGAUUUGGGGUUCAAUUCAGUCGGUUGACUCUUUGGUAACUGCGUUUAAGAGUUUAUCUGUUUCACUCUUGACUCAGUUUAUCGUUUUCUUCAUUCACGAUGUCUGAUCAGCCGGUCACUUUACCCGUGUGCAGGCGACUGACGUACGCCGUGGGACAUUUCUUUAACGACCUCUGCGCGUCUAUGUGGUUCACGUAUUUACUGGUGUAUUAUCACUCGGUUCUCGGUUUCAAGGAUACGAACGCAGGUGCUCUGCUGCUAGUCGGGCAGAUUGCGGACGGGAUCUGCACUCCGCUCAUCGGAUACGAAUCGGACCGGACGGCAGGAUGUGGAAAAUAUGGGAAAAGAAAGACCUGGCAUUUAGUGGGAACAAUAUGUGUGUUUGCCUCCUUCCCCUUCAUAUUCAACCCCUGUAUGGGAUGUGAUGAGAGAACCCCACAGUCGACGGGACUCAUUUACGCCAUCCCAUUCAUCAUCAUCUUCCAAUUUGGCUGGGCUGCUACCCAGAUAUCCCACCUGUCGCUCAUUCCAGAGCUGGUCACAUGCGAGCAUGCCAAAGUGGAACUAACGUCAUACAGGUAUGCUUUCACAGUGGUGGCAAACAUUGCUGUGUAUGCUGUGGCAUGGCUCUUGUUCCACUUCCAAUCCCAACAGACAGAAGACCCAUCUAUUUCCCAGAAUUUGAGCUGGUUUGAUGUUCCCACAUUCAGAUAUCUGGCGCUCAUAGUGUGGGCCAUCGGUACUGUUACCUCCAUCAUCUUUCAUGUGGGCACUAAGGAAGUCCAGCCUGAGGAAAGUAAAGAGACUGGACAAUCUCAGCCUCCAAUCCCCGGCUCUUCCCAGACCUCCGGACCCCUGCUCCUGUGGAAACACUGGCUCGUCGAGCCUGCCUUCUAUCAGGUUGCCAUUUUAUAUAUGUGCACUAGACUGAUUGUAAACUUGUCCCAAACGUACAUCCCGAUGUAUCUGACAAACUCCUUAUCACUGCCAAAGAACUACAUUGCAACCAUUCCCCUGGUCAUGUAUGUCAGUGGGUUGGUGUUUUCUCUGGUUAUGAAGCCUGUUAGUAAAUGGAUCGGUACCUCUAUGACCUAUUUUUUAGGUCUUGUGCCCAUAAUGGUGUUUUCCUUUUGGGUUUUGGUGGACACAAACAUGGGUCGACGGGUUUAUGGAGCUGCCGUGCUUCUGGGAGCUGGAUCUGCUGUCAUUCUGGUCAUGUCACUGUCCAUGACCGCCAAUCUCAUCGGAGAUCAAACACAAAGUGGUGCUUUUGUGUACGGUGCAAUGAGCUUCACUGAUAAGGUGGCCAAUGGACUUGGAAUCAUGAUAAUACAGUCUUUACAUCCCUGUCACACACUGGAGUCUGACUGCAAAUGGUUCUAUCACAAUGUCAUGGUGACCGUCACUGCCGGUGUGGCUGCUGUUGCAGCUCUCUGUCUCUCAACCCUUCUCAUCUGGCCGAUCGUAAUUCGCCAACGUCUAGCGGUCAUCAGAGGGCUGAUUGGUACACAUGGCGAUAAUACGAGCAGCUAUGGGAGCAAUGGAAAAUUGAACUGACAGAUUGAGUGUUAAAAACUUGAAAACACUCAACAUUCAGACCAGGCCGCACUGCAGAGGAAAUGGCAUGUUUCCUUUUGCAACUAACCAGGAACAAGGAAGAGAAGAAUAUGUGCUGCUCUGUGGUCACGAGUUAUUUUCUCAGCACUUUGGAGAUGCGAGUUUCUGCAUUGUUUUUACAUUCUCAAGAGGCUCUUUGUUAUUGGUAGUAUUUGAAAUAUGUGCUCAGGUCUGUCACAUGGAGAGACGACUCAAACAGGACAGCUAUUAUGUGACAUUCAAGAUGAGGAAGUUAUUAAGCUCUGCUGAAAUUUUCCCAAAGAUUCCACUAGAGAUCAGAAACACAUCUAGUUUGUAUAAAAACUUAAUAAGGUGCCUUUCAAAUAGGAUACAGAUACUGACCAUUUUUUUCAAGUUUUGCAGAUCCUUAUAUGCAAAGUGACUUGCUCUACAGUUUUAUUACAAAACCAAUCUGGAGCAAACUGGAGAUAAAUGUCCUCAUGAAGGGCACAAUCUCAAAGUAGCAGUUCUUGAUUUGUCCCAUCCUGUUUAAGCCACUAUGCUCCACUAUAAUGUGUCGUUAUUCUGUGUACAUCACGUGCAUCAGUAUUUUUAAUUAAAAUGUAUGUUUGCAGUGAAGCUUGUUUGACCAGUUAGGCCUGUAUUGUUUUGAAAUGGUACAUGUGAUACUUGUAAAAUAUACAUUUUUCCUGCAGCUAAAAUUAAGUUGUGCAUCAGCGCUUUCAGAAACCAUCAUCGGUUCUGCAUUUACAUUCCAUGGAAGUCUUCACUGAUUAAUUCACUAACAUGUCUAUUUUUUAAGCGGUUGUCUUCUCUGCCAAGAGAGAACCAGCUUGUCAGCCACAUUAAUACUGCUUUGAUGUUUCGUGUUCACCUGUGGGGUAUUCAAUUGUAUGGCAAUUACAUUUUUAUCCACUAGAGGGAGACAUGUUAAGGAGAUUAGUGCAGUGGUUCUCAACCAGGGGUCCCGGGGCACACUAGGGGGCCUCAGCAAGCUUACAAGGGGGCCGCAGGGUGAGUUAAAAGCAUUUAAAUUAACAGAUUAUUAUUAAUAUAUGAAAAUAAUCUAACUCUACUUUAAAUUAAAAUGCUAAAAUAAUCAUAUCAAAUGACUGCAAUCACAUUUUUUGUCCCUGAAAAUCUAUAGUUUUUAUUGAAGAACAUACAUUUAUUAAAAGUUCUGGAAUCACAAAAUUAAUCAUGUAUUAUUAUAUCAAUACUCCCAGUUUCUGUUCAUAAAAAUGUGUUUGACAUAUGUGAGACCUUCGAGUCAAAAUGGUUGAGAACCACUGACUUAGUGGCACUGCUGUGAAUUUUGGAAAGCAGAAAAAUUACUUUUUUUGGACACUGACAUACAUCAUGUUUCAAUUUUGUCCUGGCUACAUGAUUAAAAUGUUUUUGAAAUUAA
Megalobrama amblycephala (Wuchang bream) is the source of this 3075-nucleotide messenger RNA. RefSeq names its product major facilitator superfamily domain containing 12b (gene mfsd12b). Gene Ontology annotation, biological process: carbohydrate transport. The transcript is spliced from 10 exons. Gene Ontology annotation, molecular function: symporter activity. Gene Ontology annotation, cellular component: membrane. NCBI's taxonomy places the organism in Eukaryota, Metazoa, Chordata, Actinopteri, Cypriniformes, Xenocyprididae. The coding region runs from base 189 to 1646 and encodes 485 amino acids. The record is from RefSeq and is a predicted model, not a curated record.